Molecule: messenger RNA, 4326 nt
Organism: Erinaceus europaeus (western European hedgehog)
Lineage: Eukaryota; Metazoa; Chordata; Mammalia; Eulipotyphla; Erinaceidae
Gene: GPR137C
Product: G protein-coupled receptor 137C
Exons: 7
Coding region: 415-1695 (426 amino acids)
Biological process (GO): positive regulation of TORC1 signaling
Cellular component (GO): lysosomal membrane
Source: RefSeq, a predicted model, not a curated record
AAACGCCCAAUCAGGCCGCAAAGUCCCAAAGCGACAAGUCCUGUGGCCCGUGGCCUUCCGAGCUCGGCGCGCGGGGGGCGUUGCCGCCAAGGCCAAUAGGCGCGAGCCCACGGUGCGGAGCGAGCGCCUCAAAUGCUCGGGUUUCUCAGCUGAUUGUCUCCAGCGGAGAGUUGUUUUUUGCAGCUACCGAACCCAACCGCGCCGCAGCAGGAGGAGCCGAGACCCCCGGGGGGGGCGGGGAGAGGAGGCGGGGUCCGGGGAGCCGCUGCCGCUCUGCGCGGGGCUCCGGCUUCUGUCACGGCACUUCCUGGGGUUGGAGGCUGGGGAGGGUGGGGGGUCAGGGGACCGUCCUUCUGCCCCUUCGACGGCGGCUCUUUCCUUCCCGCGCUCCUUCGCCCGCGUCGCAGCCCUCUCAUGAGGGUGUCCGUGCCGGGUCCGGCGGCUGCCGUCGCCCCCACGGCCAGCCCCGAGCCCUCGUCCGGCGGGGGUGGCGGAGGCGCCGGCGCUGCCGCCUCAGGCGCCGCGGUGCCGGGCUCGGUGCAGUUGGCGCUGAGCGUCCUGCACGCCCUGCUCUACGCCGCGCUCUUCGCCUUUGCCUACCUGCAGCUGUGGCGCCUGCUCCUGUACCGCGAGCGGCGGCUGAGUUACCAGAGCCUCUGCCUCUUCCUCUGUCUCCUGUGGGCAGCGCUCAGGACCACUCUCUUCUCCGCCGCCUUCUCGCUCAGCGGCUCCCUGCCCCUGCUCCGGCCGCCCGCUCACCUGCACUUCUUCCCCCACUGGCUGCUCUACUGCUUCCCCUCCUGUCUCCAGUUCUCCACGCUCUGUCUCCUCAACCUCUACCUGGCGGAGGUUAUAUGUAAAGUCAGAUGUGCCACUGAACUUGACAAACACAAAGUUCUACUGCAUUUGGGCUUUUUAUUGGCAAGCCUCCUAUUUUUAGUGGUGAACUUGACAUGUGCACUAUUAGUCCAUGGAGAUGUUGCAGAAAAUCAGUUGAAAUGGACUGUGUUUGUUCGUGCAUUAAUCAGUGAUAGCCUAUUUAUUCUUUGUGCCAUCUCUUUAGUUAGUUACAUAUGCAAAAUGGCAAAAAUGUCAUCAGCAAAUGUCUACCUCGAAUCAAAGGGUAUGUCUCUGUGCCAGAUUGUCGUUGUAGGCUCUGUAGUCAUUCUUCUCUACUCUUCAAGAGCAUGUUAUAAUUUGGUGGUGAUCACCAUAUCUCAGGAUACACUGGAAAGUCCAUUUAAUUAUGGCUGGGAUAAUCUUUCAGAUAAGGCACAUAUAGAAGACAUACACGGAGAAGAGUAUAUAGUGUUUGGAAUGGUCCUUUUUCUGUGGGAACAUGUACCAGCAUGGUCAAUAGUACUGUUUUUCCGGGCACAGAGAUUAAACCAGAAUCUGGCACCAGCUGGUAUGAUAAAUAGUCACAGUUAUAGCUCGAGAGCAUACUUUUUUGACAAUCCAAGACGUUAUGAUAGUGAUGAUGACUUGCCAAGAUUGGGAAGUUCAAGAGAAGGAAGUUUAUCAAAUUCACAAGGUUUGGGCUGGUAUGGCACCAUCACUGGAUGUGGCAGCAACAAUUAUACAGUCUCUCCCCACAUGAAUGGACCUAUGACAGAUACUGCUCCUUUGCUCUUCACUUGUAGUAAUUUAGACAUGAGCAAUCAGCACAGCUUAUAUGUAACACCACAAAACUGACAGCAUUACCAAGUUGUGAUCUUUAACUGUUUUUCAUGAAUAUGAAACAUGUUUAAAUUCCAUCUACAUAAACAUUCCUUUAUCUGUUGCAGCUGAAAACAAAGCCUGGAAAUAUGGCGCUGUUCAGCAGAGAACAUACUUGUGACCUCUUUAUGAUAAAAUGAAGUAAAAUGCAGUUUGGAUUUAGAUCUUAAAGCACUUGGUGGGGUCUAAACAUCCUAACUUUGGUACAUCAAAUGCAUAUUUGCACUUUUAUCUUGAUUUUGAAAGAGUACGCUGCAGACCCCUGAGUCAUACUCAAGUGUUCACACUGGGAUCCUAUACUGUACACCAAAUUAGCAGGCAGUUUUCCUGUGAAAAUGAAGGCCUGAUACUCAGUAGUGUACACUAUAGAAUUAUUACCUAAUAAAAAUUUGAGAGUAUGAAUAGUGCACAGAAUUAAGGCAUAAAAAUGUAUCAUUCUUUUAAAAAAUAUGUUUAAAUAUAUAAUUGUUGAAGAUAGUUCUUUUAAGCAUGAUUGUAAGAGACCAACUGAAAUUAUUCAAUAUUAAACAAAUGAUAGUAAUAAUCCUUUACAGUAAUGACCAGCAGUGUUCUUUGGAAAGCCAGUCAUUUAUUCAAAAGGAAAUUAUAUUAGUGAAAAUAAUAUAACUUGGAGUAGAAUUGAUAGUGAUUAUUUGAUUAUUUUGUAUCAUUCAGUUAUAUGUAAUAGUUUAAGCAUGAUUCUUUAAGAAAGCAAUAGUGAUUUUUUUUUUUAACAUUAGGGAGACUUUGGUAGAAACUUCUUGGGACUAAACAGGUUUACAGAUGCAUCUUAAGAAUUAUUCAUAAUAUGUAUAAUCCUAAGUUUAAAUAUGAGUACAUUUUCAAAAGCAUUCAAUUUCACUGGAAAAAGGUUUAGCUGAUCUUAUGUACUUAAUCAGGUCUGUCCUCAGGUAAAUUAAAUUAUGACACAUUACUGAAGUGAACUUAAGUGCAAUACUUUAUAAGGCAUAAUUUCCCCCUUUACUUUUCACAUUUUUAUAUCUUGUAUGUGUGCAAAGUCAAAAUUAAAUUUAAUUCAUAAUAAUUCCAACAUUAGACUAAAUGAACAAGCUUAUGUAAAGUACUAGCUAGCUAAACAUAAAACCAGUGGUUAACAUACUGGAAUACUUUUAGAAUUAAACUAAAAAUAUCUUGAAUGUUCUAUCCCAAAUCUAAAAAAAAAAAAAAAAUACAUGAUAGACUAAAAUAGAAUUGUAAAAUGCACUUUCUACCAGUGUCUAUGUGGAAAAACAGUAGAUACUGAAUACCUCAAGAUGCCAAGGGAACAGGCAACAUUGGAACACUGUCACAACAUGCUUAAAGAUGACUGACUGUAUGCAAGUGUCUGCUGAUGUUUAUCUUCAGAACUGGAACUAUUGAUACUACAAUUUUCCUCCUAUCUUCUCCUUUGAUUAGAAAAUUAUCUUACUUCUAUUAUUAAAAUGUCAUUCAGCUGUUUAGAAAUUGAUACAGUAGCUUACAAAAUUAUAAACAUCAGGGAAACCCUAGGGAAUUAGUGAAGUUUUUUACUUUAUUGAUCUUUUGGGAAGCUGGUACAAAGUUUAAAAAAAAAAAAAGCUACUAAGCUGCUAGCAUACAAAAUACAUGACUCUGAAUUCAGUCAUAAGUGCGAUCAUAUAAAUACUACUUUGCAUUUAUUUUACAAACUCACUGCAAAGAAAUUGUUUCAAAUUUUAUAGAAGAGACGUUAACCAUAAUACUAUAACAUAAUAAUAUAUCUUGUACUUAUCUGAAUAUAUUUUGAUAACAAUUUCAGUUACUAGAUUUCUAUUAAAAAUGUUAACUAUACAUUUUCCCAAUAAUGCUACAGAUCUAUUAUCUAGAGCUAUCUAAAAAGAUCUCUGUUAAUCCUAGGCAUUCAAAAAUUUAAAAAAAAAUUCUAAUAAGGCUUCCCUACAUAAUAUUCCUAUUUGACCAGAUAAGUAAAGACUACUUUAAAAAAUAUUUCAGAUAAAAUAACUUUCUUCUUUUACCUGUAUUAGUUGAUUCUAACAGAUUUGAAAAUUGUAACUUUAUUAUCACUGAUAAAGUAUCUGAAUUCUUGCAUUUGUUUUCUUAUGUACAUCUCCCAUAACACAUCACCAAAGACAUGGAAAGAUAAGCUUCUGGCCCAAUUUUUGCUUAAAGAUUCCAAAGCACUAGGAGCACUUUAAGUUUGGUCUCGGAAGAAGUGAUUGUUUAUAAAAAUCAAAGGGCUACCAAUUCCCUGUUCAUCCUGCACUAAAGCACAUGAUGGCAAUUUCAAUCUUUGCUCUUUGGUUCAUUGAUUAGAACAGUGAAUUUCAUUGCUUAGGCAUGUAAUUCUACAGUGAUUACCAGUACUUGUUUUAUUGUUUCAUUUGGGUCAUUGAUUUUGAAACUCUUAUCACCCAUUAUAACUGGUUGUAGUUUUAUGAAAGAUGUAAUUUAUAGCUAAAAUGGCUUUUUUAUGCAUAGCUGCCUUUUUAUUGUUUAACAGUUUCCCAGCUAUAUAAUCAGUUUCAAACUGGUUGUAAAUGUAUAGCUGUGGCCAAUGAAUGUAUUUAUUUGUUCCACUAAAUUGUAGCAAAAUACUACUGUUAAAAAAUAAAGGUAUUUGUGCUUUUA